AGAAACUAACCCUUUUUAUACGCAGGUGACCCAGCAGAGGCGCGUGCCAAUCUUAUAAAUCGCACAGGUGCCAGCUAAUUGCGCACAUUGUCGAUUAGUUAAUGUCUGAUGUGUGCCGUGGGUUAAUGCUCUGCGAUUUAACUGCUGCUAAUCAAAUCGAAAACUUUUUUUUUUUUUUUGCUGCAAACAUGACUGCUAGAGCAGGAACUCCUUACAUUGGCAGUAAAAUAAGUUUGAUAUCCAAGGCACAGAUUCGUUAUGAAGGAAUAUUGUCCUCUGUCGACACAGAUAGGUCCACGGUUGCUUUAGCCAAAGUUAAAUCCUAUGGCACAGAGGACCGGCACACUGAUAAACCAGUGCCACCCAAAGAUGAAAUUUAUGAAUACAUCAUCUUUAGAGGAAGUGACAUAAAGGAUAUCACUGUGUCCGAACCACCAAAACCAUACCAUGGACUGCCCCGUGACCCUGCUAUUGUACAGUCAUCUGUUGGAAGCUCUUCUGCUGCGUAUCACCCACGCUGGAGUCCAUACAGGGACAUGAUGCCCACCUACAACCAGCUGGCUGCUAGUUCUCUACUCAACCAGCAGUACAAUGCAGCACUGGGCCUAAUACCAGGUUUUCAAGGAAUCCCAGCCAGAAGAGCUCCCACAGUUGAGCAGGCUGUCCAAACCGUGCCAUUGGCCAGUGCUGCCCAGAAAAGGGGGAAAUCCUCAACCCAGCCACAGGGCAAACAGACUGUUCAUCCAACCCAACGCUCCAGCCGGGAUGGUUCCCGGGCUCAGAAGGAGAAUAUUUCCACCGGUCGGACACCAUCCCAGCCAAGUGCAGCCAAGACUCAAGGCCAAAGCAUGGAUAACCAGAAACAAAGGCAGAAACAAGGCAGUCGCAGGUCCAGGACCCGAAGCAGAGGCCAGCUUCUUGUGAAAAACUCGAAGGCUACAACCUUGCAGUUCGAGUCAGAUUUUGAUUUUGAGACUGCAAAUGCACAGUUUAAAGAUGAUCUUACGAAAGAGGUUGUAGUUGAGAAGGUAAAUUCUGGGGAGGACCUGGACAGCCAGAGUAUGCAGGAGGAGGAAAGUCCUGGGGAUAAGUACUACGACAAAGCUAAAGGCUUCUUUGACAACGUCUCAUCAGACCUUAAGCCCAGGAGGACCACAUGGGCGGAGGAGAAAAAGUUGAACAUGGAAACAUUUGGAGUGCCUGGCCGCCUCCUGAGAGGCAGAGGGUUCAGGGGCCGAGCACGCAGAGGGCAGAGCACCACUGAGCAGCGACCCCUCCCAAAAGUUGGUAGUGGGAGGGUGUGAAGGUUUUUUUUUUUUUUUUUUUUUUUGCACUAACAUUUUCUGUAAAUAAUGAAUAUUGUAGUUUUCUACUUAUUUAAAAAGUACCUCCCUUUUUUCCACUUUUGAAGCAGUUGAAGCAAAGAUGUCUUUUUUUUUUUUUUCAUUAUCCCAAAUGUGCAUUUAUGGGAAUAUUGUACUUUGGACCUCUUCUAUUAUAUGGAAUGGGAGAAAAAUUUCUUUUAAUCCAGCAGCUGUACACCAGAAGCAAAUGUAUUCAUUAGCAGUUAGUUUGGAAACAUGCAAUGUGGAAUUUGUCUUUUGAACAGACCAGCAGGCAUGUAAUUUAAUUUUUUUGCUAAAUGUCUGUAUGUAUUAUAGUCUUAUGUCUGCUUUAUUGUUCAAAUGUAACUCCAGAUUGCUCUAGAGGAUAGUUUUCUCAAAGUUGAAAGGACAGAAAGCUGUACUUUUGUUUUUGUUUUUUUUCCCCCCCUACUUGUAAAAUGAACUGUGGAGAAACAUGUGUUUAACAGUUGCUAUUAAAUAAUGUGAUUAAUGGAAA
This is a messenger RNA of Thunnus maccoyii (southern bluefin tuna), 1842 nucleotides long. Its product is annotated as protein LSM14 homolog B-like. Gene Ontology annotation, molecular function: mRNA binding. Bases 102 to 1304 code for a protein of 400 amino acids. The record is from RefSeq and is a predicted model, not a curated record. Lineage: Eukaryota; Metazoa; Chordata; Actinopteri; Scombriformes; Scombridae. The transcript is spliced from 8 exons.